This is a messenger RNA of Drosophila novamexicana, 1651 nucleotides long. RefSeq names its product polyadenylate-binding protein-interacting protein 2 (gene Paip2). Gene Ontology annotation, molecular function: mRNA regulatory element binding translation repressor activity. The transcript is spliced from 3 exons. NCBI's taxonomy places the organism in Eukaryota, Metazoa, Arthropoda, Insecta, Diptera, Drosophilidae. Gene Ontology annotation, biological process: negative regulation of translational initiation. The record is from RefSeq and is a predicted model, not a curated record. Gene Ontology annotation, cellular component: cytoplasm. The coding region runs from base 1 to 375 and encodes 124 amino acids.
AUGUUGUUAAAAGUACCAUCUGUUGAUUGGACGGAUCAAAUAGUUUACGUGGUGGACGACGACGAAUCACUGUCUGACUUUGACGAUGAGCCAGAUUUCUCAGAAUAUAUGUGGAUGGAGAACGAGGAGGAAUUCGACAAGAACGAAUUGCAACGUCUGGAGGAAGAGGAAAUUAUGCAAGAGUGCUUUGAGGCCAUGAUCGAGGAUGAGCUUGAAGAGCAAAUCAAUGAAUGGGAAAAGGCAAAAACGGAAGAACAAAAUACAGCCCUAUCUGCGCUACCAAAGAGUCAAUGUAAUGUUGAGAAAUCUGUACUAAAUCCUAUGGCUGACGAAUUUGUACCACUCUGCCAUCAAAUGGAUUUUAUAGCCUCGUAAGCCCGGCCCCAAUAGUCUGAACUAUAUAACCUCACACAUCAGCGCUUUCAGAUAAGCGUCUGAAAAGUGACAUACCGAGGAUAUUCCAACAUCCCAUGCAAUACCUUGAUAAACGUUUAUAUAUGAUAUUCACCUCCCAUGUCUUACCAAAAAAACACAAAAAAAAAAAAAACAAGCCAUUUUUCAAACAGGCAACAUGUCAAAAAGUAAAAAAGAAUAUAUAAAACAAAAUUGAAGAAAUCUACGCGCACAUACACACACACGUUAUGAUAUGUACAUUAACCAACUCAACCGAAAUGCAAACGAAUACCAUAAACAAAAAAAAAACUUAAAUUGAUACAACCAAAAAAAAAAAACAAAAAAAAAAACAAAUGAAAAAGAAAAAGAAACAAAAAUACAAUAUAUAUACAUAAACAAGUAAAAAUGGAGUAAAGCCCGUUAACUUAGAAUACUACGAGCAUCAAAUUUCGCGUUUAACAAGAAAAUGUUUGCUAUCUCGAGCCAAUUAUAGACGUGUCGUGCUUAAGCUAGUGAAACUUUCGUAUAAACAUACAAACAAAUGACUUUUUUACACAAAACUAACUGUGAAUUGCAACAUCUAUUUAGAAACCUAAAAUUAUUAUACUUAUAUAUAAAUUUCCAGCAAAAGCAAAUGUAACAACUACAAGACUCAAUUGUGUUUAAAUACCAACCCGAAUAUUUAGCCGUCACUUUGAUUAAUUGAAAUUCUUUUUAAAGACUUUAAUUGUAAUUAAUUUAAUGCAAAAGCUCACGACCUAAACUCGCUUUAAGUUUAUUGUUUAUUGGCCUCUACUUUUUUUUCUUCAUUAAAUAAUUGUUAACUCGUUAUACGUUCUGUCUAUAUUACAAAAUAGCGACUUUACCUCCCUUUAACUCGCAUACUAGUAAUUUGCAGUUGUAAAUAAGUAACAAAACUUAAAGAAACAAAAAUACUAAGAUAAUUUGAUGUACGUACUAAUGUUUAAUGACAUAUAUAUACAUAUAUAUACGUAUAUGAAUGUGUAUAUGUAUAUCUAGUAUUAAUCUAAUGCGCUGCAAUACAUAUAUUUUUCGUAAAAGUUUAAGUCUAAAUUAAUUUUUGUCAAUUUGCACUAAACGCAAAUGCAGAAAAAGUACACAAAUUUAAUUGAAAUUCUACUUUUACUUCUGUUUUCGGAUGUAGAAAUAAAUAGUUUUUGGUUAGUUAUAGAUAGUAAGGACAGCAUUAAAAAGAUCUUAUUUACGUUAUGUGUGAUAUAAAGAUAAAAAAAAAACC